GCGCGAGCGAGAGAGAGAGAGAGACGGGCUGCGCGUUAUUCGCGAGAGUGAAACGUGAAGUUCGGAGCAAGUCCGUCGUGGAUAAGCACGCGCGCCGCCGCCACCGCCGCCGCCGUCGCCGUCGCUGCGCGGCUAACCUAAAUAUUCGGCGGCCGUAACAUAAUUUUCUCUCUCUCUCUCUCUCUCCUCUUUCCUUCAUUCCCUCUCUUCCUCUCCUUUCGUCUCCUCUCUCUCUCUCUCUCUCUCGCUCUCUCUUUCUUUUGCUGUCCCCUCCCCGCCUAUAGUUUCUCUUUUCCCGUCUCCCUCACUCGCCGUUGACACGUCGUCAUCAACGGGCAAGUCGUGUCCGUCGCACGUCAACGAGAGUCACGAACCUCGGCGAGGAUACCGUAGCGCGCCCGCGAGUGCAUGUCGCGCGGACACGUCGCGCUCCGAGCAGAAGUGAGUCGAAACCGCGGUGGUGUGCGCGCCGCGCUUCUUCCGUCGUCCUCGUUCCCGUCGCCGUCGCCGUCGUCGCCGUCGGCCCGUCACGCGGACCUACCGUCGCGUUUCGUAAUUUCGCACGGAGGUGGAGCACCGUGGGACAAUCCCCUGCGUCUCGACGACACCUUCGAAAUUGUUAGUGUGAAUGAACGUACGCGAUCACUGAGAGGAUAACACUGGUGAAGCAUCCACGAAGCAGUAACCAUGGAGGACGGCCAUGUUAAAACUGUAGACGAAGUGAUAAAUUACUUUAACGUCGAUCCUGACCAGGGACUGAGUCCUGAUCAAGUCAAGAGGAACCAGGAGAAGUAUGGUCUCAACGAAUUGCCAGCUGAGGAGGGAAAAUCCAUCUGGCAACUCGUCCUGGAACAGUUCGAUGACCUUCUAGUUAAGAUUCUUCUAUUAGCUGCUAUUAUUUCUUUUGUAUUAGCCUUAUUUGAAGAGCACGAGGAUGCGUUCACGGCCUUCGUCGAACCCUUCGUCAUCCUGCUCAUCCUCAUCGCCAACGCCGUGGUCGGUGUCUGGCAAGAACGAAAUGCCGAGUCUGCGAUCGAGGCACUCAAGGAGUACGAGCCCGAGAUGGGUAAAGUUGUGCGAGGGGACAAAUCUGGCGUCCAGAGGAUUCGGGCCAAAGAGAUCGUGCCCGGCGAUAUUGUCGAGGUGUCGGUCGGCGACAAGAUCCCGGCCGAUAUCCGUCUGUCCAAGAUCUUUUCGACUACUCUCAGGAUCGACCAGUCCAUUCUGACUGGGGAAUCGGUGUCCGUGAUCAAGCACACCGACCCUGUGCCCGACCCACGCGCCGUCAAUCAGGAUAAGAAGAACAUCUUGUUCUCUGGUACCAAUGUCGCCGCCGGAAAGGCUCGCGGUAUCGUUAUUGGGACCGGCUUAAACACGGCCAUCGGCAAGAUCCGCACGGAGAUGUCGGAGACUGAGGAGAUCAAGACGCCGUUGCAGCAGAAGUUGGACGAGUUCGGUGAACAAUUGUCGAAAGUCAUCUCCGUGAUUUGCGUUGCCGUGUGGGCCAUCAACAUCGGCCACUUCAACGAUCCGGCACACGGUGGUUCCUGGAUCAAGGGUGCCAUUUACUACUUCAAGAUCGCCGUCGCUCUCGCCGUAGCCGCUAUUCCCGAAGGCUUGCCCGCUGUCAUCACAACUUGCUUGGCCCUGGGCACCAGGCGUAUGGCCAAAAAGAACGCCAUUGUACGAUCAUUGCCGUCCGUAGAGACUCUAGGUUGCACGUCCGUCAUUUGCUCCGACAAAACGGGCACUCUGACAACUAACCAGAUGUCUGUUAGCCGAAUGUUCAUCUUUGACAAGAUUGAGGGUAACGAUAGCAGCUUCCACGAAUUCGAGAUCACUGGCUCGACUUACGAACCUAUCGGCGAAAUCUUUUUGAGAGGACAGAAGAUUAAGGGACAAGAUUAUGAAACAUUACAGGAGCUCAGUACAAUUUGUAUUAUGUGCAACGAUUCUGCCAUCGACUUUAACGAGUUCAAGCAGGCAUUCGAGAAGGUCGGUGAGGCCACGGAGACCGCUCUCAUCGUUCUCGCCGAGAAGAUCAAUCCGUUCGGAGUCCCGAAGAGUGGUCUGGAUCGCCGAGCUGGCGCCAUUGUCGUCAGGCAGGAUAUGGAAACGAAGUGGAAGAAGGAAUUCACGCUGGAGUUCUCUCGCGAUCGCAAGUCCAUGUCGUCGUACUGCGUGCCUCUGAGGUCGUCGAAACUGGGAACUGGACCGAAGCUGUUUGUCAAGGGUGCGCCGGAGGGUGUGCUGGACAGGUGCACGCAUUGCCGCGUCGGUGGUCAGAAGGUUCCCCUUACCUCGACCCUGAAGAACCGCAUUCUGGAUCUGACCCGUCAAUACGGAACCGGCAGGGAUACCCUGCGCUGCCUCGGUCUCGCCACCGCCGAUCACCCGAUGAAGCCCGACGAUAUGGAUCUGGGCGACUCCACUAAAUUCUACACAUACGAAAAGGAUCUCACGUUCAUAGGUGUGGUGGGCAUGCUCGAUCCGCCUCGCAAAGAAGUAUUCGACUCGAUUGUUAGGUGCCGCGCCGCCGGUAUUCGCGUAAUCGUUAUCACCGGCGACAACAAGGCUACUGCCGAAGCCAUCUGCCGACGUAUCGGAGUCUUCGGCGAGGAGGAAGACACCACCGGCAAGUCGUACUCCGGACGUGAAUUUGAUGACCUGCCGACGUCGGAGCAGAAGGCGGCGUGCGCCAGGGCUCGUCUCUUCUCUCGCGUAGAACCGGCUCACAAGUCGAAGAUCGUGGAAUACUUACAAAGCAUGAAUGAAAUUUCUGCUAUGACUGGUGACGGUGUGAAUGACGCUCCUGCCUUGAAGAAGGCUGAAAUUGGUAUCGCUAUGGGCUCUGGUACCGCGGUCGCGAAAUCGGCUUCAGAGAUGGUGUUGGCGGACGACAAUUUCUCUUCCAUCGUAGCCGCUGUAGAGGAAGGCCGUGCCAUCUACAAUAACAUGAAACAAUUUAUCCGUUACCUCAUUUCUUCCAACAUCGGCGAGGUCGUCAGUAUAUUCUUGACCGCCGCCCUUGGUCUUCCCGAAGCACUGAUUCCGGUCCAACUACUGUGGGUCAAUUUGGUCACUGAUGGUCUUCCAGCUACUGCUCUCGGUUUCAAUCCACCCGAUUUGGACAUUAUGAGCAAGCCUCCUCGCAAGGCUGACGAAUCUCUGAUUUCUGGAUGGCUGUUUUUCCGUUACUUGGCUAUUGGUGGAUAUGUAGGCGCUGCCACUGUCGGUUCGGCUGCUUGGUGGUUCAUGUACAGUCCGAAUGGCCCUCAAAUGAACUACUAUCAAGUGACCCAUCACUUGGCGUGUGUUGGUGGUGGAAGCGAAUUCAAGGGUAUUAACUGCAAGAUCUUUGCUGAUCCUCACCCCAUGACUAUGGCUCUCUCUGUAUUGGUCACUAUUGAAAUGUUAAACGCCAUGAACAGCUUGUCUGAAAAUCAAUCGCUCAUCUCCAUGCCGCCUUGGUCCAACAUGUGGCUCAUUGCAUCCAUGGCUCUUUCUUUCACACUCCAUUUCGUCAUCUUGUACGUCGAUGUUCUUUCGUCCGUAUUCCAAGUGACCCCACUAACGGGUGAAGAAUGGCUUACCGUUAUGAAGUUCUCCAUUCCAGUGGUACUUCUUGACGAAACCUUGAAGUUCGUUGCCAGAAAGAUCACAGACGCGUCUGGUGUGCCUGCUUCUACUCUGAAGACAGAACUGGAGCUGUCUGAGCGUUUGCUGAAAUUUCAAGGAUAUGCGAGGACUUCGCACUAACGGAUCUCAUUUUGUAUCCUGCAUACCGUGUCUUCCUUCCCGUAGAGAUAAUGCAUGCACGGUAUAAUUAACACAGCACGUUUCGUAAGAUCCCUUGUUGUAAUCUAUUCUUUUUUAAUUCUACUCGUCCUCUGCUGUGCCACGCGAUCAAUUGAUCAUGUUCAACUUCUCCACACAUUCAUGUUAAGAUACCGAGAUGUUAAGGAGAUUCUUAACAUUUAAGCGGAAAAGUUUAUUACUUUUAUCGAAUAAUGCUUUUGUGAAUUAUUCACUUGUCGAGAUUUUGCAUCUGUAACGAACGCGACAAACGUUGGAAGUAAGAUUUUGUAAAUAUCUACAUAUAUUUUUUAGAUUAGAGAUAUAGAUAAAGUGAAACAGAUUGUAUCACAAAAUUAGCGAGAUUCAUCGCGAUUGGCAUAGCAGAGAGUUUCCUCUUAAUUUCUCGCAUUGGUUUUCGCGAACACAACAUCUGUUCCCCUAUGUGUAUAAAACCCGUAUACGUGUGAUUUAUGCAUUCGAAAGGUUUACGCAAUGCAACAGAUUCGCGUAUCGCUAAUUUCCGGAUAUGGACUGCAAAGGCUCGUAAGUGUAAGAUAAGGCAAAUCGUUAAGCAGAGGAAAAUAGUUUACCUCAUUACCUCUCUCUCGUACGCUCGAAACUGACGGGGCAGUCCAUAGAGUUUUCUAGUGCGUUCGUUCAUGUCAAUAUCUGAGCAGUGUUCCGAACGCAAAUACACUCAUCGUCGGGAUUUGAUUAUCCGUUUUUCUCGAUGAUGAUACCGAGUAGCUACAACUAAUCGUAGAAACAAUUGAACGACUCAUAGACUUUUUAAAAAUAAAUUUUUCCUUGAUGAUGAUAUUUAAUGAUAGUUUAAUGAUAGGCCCAUCUGUUUUCUAAUCUUAGCUCCUUUUCUAGUUUUCUUUUUUAAACGCAUAGAAGAAUUAUAGUUUGCUUUUGGAUAGUUUUCAAAUAAAUUAUUUAAAAUAAAUAUUGAAAAAUAUUUAUGAUAUGCGUGAACAACCUAUAAUUUGAUAAACUGAGUCGGCGAUAAAGAAAUCUGAGGAUUGAUAUGCCAAACGCAUAGUGAACGGAAAUUUGAUUAGCGAUUUUUUUUAUAUAAGUACAGAAUUUCCUUAAGGAUUGGCGACAAUUCUGUUUCAUUGAAUUGAAUCAAUAAUAGUUUUUAUUAAUAGGUCAUUUGUCCACAUGAGUUACGAGGGGAUAAAUGGGGACUUUCCCUAUUUAUUUUCUCACUUCCAAUGUCUCAGAUGAUGAUCGCCGAUCCUCCGAGUUUUCGCAUUGGGAGCAAAUUUAGUCCCCCAAUUAGUCGAGGAUAUUUCUCGAUUGAGUGAACGCGAAUUCGGUCACUGCCUUAGCCACAUAACGAAACGAAAUAAUCGGUGUCGUCACGAGUACGUGGGCCUUCGAUAUAUCUGGCUGUUUAGUCAGUUCAUCCCUUGGAGCGUGUCCUGUCGGCGAAGGUCGACCGCUAAUCAAGGAAGACUGAAAUCGAUAAAGUGCCAAUAGAGAGACAGCAACUUCUCGAUUCUUUCUUUCUCGUUUGAUGACGUAUAAAACCAUCGUCUCUUGCGAAACGAUAUUUCUAACUUCGUCUGCCUGUUCGAUCAGAAAGAAAAAAAGGAAUAAUCGGCAGGGAGGCAGGAAGCAGUAUCGUCUCGUGUGAGACGGCGGGUUUAAGUGGGUUCGCGCUUCCGUCGGCAGUACACGAUUCAAGGUGUCAUCCAGAGAUCUUCGUAGAGAUGAUCGUGAUUCGGCCGUUCGCGAUUCAGCGCGCGAAGCGCAGCGCAGCGCGCGAGGCGCUUCUCCGCAAAACACAUGCAAACGCAACAAGACUGACGAUGUGUUAACGGAGAGGAGCGGACGCGUCCGCUGCGUUUUCUUCUUUGUUUUUUUUUUCCUUCGGCGUGUGACGCAUAAUAAUUUAAUUGCGCCGCUUUCCGGCGCUUCAGGAAUCGGCCGCGGUCGCGCGCGGCGCGACAUUGUAAUAUAAUUAAUUAAUUAAUUAAUUAGUUAACGGUUAAGGCGUGAUACUUUGGUAUGGGCAUAAUUAAAACUUAAUCAGACCGAACGAGUUAGCGCUGCCGCACUAACGAACUUGUGUCUCGAGUAGUGUUUUGUUCCGCAGUUUAAUUUUUAGCGCGAGAUAAACCGGCUUUGCGUCCUGCGAUCGACACCUGUGUCUCGCGAUCUCCGCCCGUCGAACUCGUCAAUGUCGAAAGAAAGCCAAUUCGCGGAUCAAUUCCGCGACUCGGCAGCCAGAUGAAAAAUCAUCGAGACGCGUACGCGAUGUUCAAUUAUCGUCCGUGAAAAGGAUCCAUUUUCACAGUCCUACAGGCACGUUUCUCAGAGAAACGUUGACGUUAACUAAGAUUUUCGAACAUUGAUCUUGAAUGUCUUCAAAUAUAAUCUCUCCGAGUCCCGAGGCGUAACUUGCCAUUAUCACGUUUACCAACUGUGGCGCAGAACAAUGGAUGCCAUUGCUCGUUCGGAUAUUCAGACGCGCGGAUCGGGUGAUUGGCACGGGUUAUCGGAGCACAGGUACGCGCGCGCGGGGAUCAAUGCCGGUGCGAAGAGUCUAAUGCAGUUCUCUAUGACGCUCAAUAAGUUCGGCGAAAUUAAUCGGGAUGUACGGAUGCAAGACGGACCGGAGCGAUGGAUCUCGAAAAAUCGUGCGAAUUUCAACACCGAAUUUCUUCAGCAAAUCAGUUAAAUUCGAGAGUCCGGCGAUCGUUAAAGAGAUCUGUAUAAUUGAGUUCAAGAGACAGAACGUUACUCUCCCUUUGUCGCGUUAAACGCGUUUACAUUGCAUUCGCGCGGUCUCUUCGGGACUCGUCGCUUGUCGCUCCCUCGCAUCCGGAUCCCCAACCUUCGUCCACGAUGUAUAUGUAAGUACUUGAGUGUGCAUUGUAUUUUACGUUGACCGAGAAUGACGGGGUAGUGCCAUCACGACGAAAGUAUACUGCGCGACGUCACGCAAAUAUCGAUGCAAUUGUUUGAUCCAAAAAGUGCAAUCCUAGCCAUACUCCCAUUAACACGUAACGCUACAAAAGGAAGAAACGAUUCGUAUAUUUGUUGUAUAUCUCUUCGCAUAUUUGUAUUUAUUAAUUUAUUAGUAAUUAUUGUCGCAUAUAAAAUGAAUUUGUACGCGAGAGUUAAUUAGCUCGGUAGACAUUUCCCCAUUGAUCCUUGUGUGACGUUGACAAUCAAAACGCGGUGUCCAGCGAUGAUGAGACUACGAACGCGUCGUUUCCUUCAGGAAGUACCUAUUUCUCUAACGAUAACGAAUUAAUAUUAAUAUUAAUAACUUAUGGAAUACUAUGACAUCGAGUGAUUUCGAGUAAUAAACUCGCCGCGGACGCGCGUCCGCGGCGGGAAGUUAGUCGGGAAAUUAUAAUUCCGGUAAUGCGAAACCAGAUUUCUCGUAGAGACGGAAAUAUAUAAAAAGUAAUAGAAGGGAAUAUUAAGCAGAGAAAUUGUAUACACGAAUCCGACUGUUGCGCGUGUUACGAUCAAGUCUAUGCAUAUACGAUAAGUACAAUUACGUUAUCAUGUAAUUACCGGCGCGCCAUCACCCUCCUCCCCCUUCUCCGGUGCUGGCGCUCGCAAUUUGUUUUAUUUAUCGUCCGAUUUGCCUUUGUCGUGUAUUCAAUUUGAGUUUCGUAACGGAGCGACAAUUAUAACAAGUGAGAGAAUAUGACGACGGAAUGAUAUAUAAUGCAUUACUUGUUAUAAUAAAAGAAUCAUGUGUUACUAAUGCAUUUCUCGAUCCUCCGACGAUUGGCCUACUAAUCGAAGCAAUAAUUCUCCGCUUAAAUUAAAAUCCGUCAGCUAUUGCCAUCGAGGAAAAAAAAAAGAAGGAAUCGAACACUUAAUGCGACGCCGUCGUGAUAGGCGUUCGGUUCAUUUUGUCCCCACCUAAAACUACUUCAACUUUUUCGACUUUUUUUCUCUCUCGUUGUCUGUUAUUCACCCCCACAUUCCGAAUGUUCAUUGUAACCACAGCUGGCUUAAGACAUUCAGACGUUGGCGGGCCAGAGUUACAUGAGAUUUAGAGCUACACGAGAUUACCGAGUGUACAUUUAAAAUUCAGAAGGGAAAUUAAAUUUCUGUUUUAUUCGUAAUUUUUUUUCUCUUGUAAAUAACGGAAAGUGAGAUCCAAGUUUCGGCGAGGCGAUAUUUUUAGUUAUUUAUAGAAUGACGGAAUUAUUUUUCAGCAACUGUUAUUUGGCUCGAAAAACAAAUUAAUUCUAAAAAAACACAUUGUAUGGAAAAACAUUUAGUAUUUUAGUACAAAAUAAAAUUAUCAUGAACGGCCCA
Molecule: messenger RNA, 8097 nt
Organism: Wasmannia auropunctata (little fire ant)
Lineage: Eukaryota; Metazoa; Arthropoda; Insecta; Hymenoptera; Formicidae
Gene: SERCA
Product: calcium-transporting ATPase sarcoplasmic/endoplasmic reticulum type
Exons: 14
Coding region: 688-3759 (1023 amino acids)
Biological process (GO): intracellular calcium ion homeostasis; calcium ion transmembrane transport
Cellular component (GO): membrane
Molecular function (GO): ATP hydrolysis activity; ATP binding; P-type calcium transporter activity
Source: RefSeq, a predicted model, not a curated record